Molecule: messenger RNA, 798 nt
Organism: Candida albicans SC5314
Lineage: Eukaryota; Fungi; Ascomycota; Pichiomycetes; Serinales; Debaryomycetaceae
Exons: 1
Coding region: 1-798 (265 amino acids)
Source: RefSeq, a predicted model, not a curated record
AUGAACCAAAGAAAUACAAUACAGCCAGUGAGGAGCAAUAAUUCUACGAAAUUGGCUGUACCAGCUCGACAUUCUCAUACCACCUCAGUGUCUUCAUUUAACAAUGCCAGUUUUACAACGCAGUUUUUACCCAACCAACCGAAACCCACACGGACAGGUUCUAGCAGUGGUCAUUAUAGAUUAUCACGAACAACCACAAAUACUACUGGUGACAAUUAUUCAACACAAGAUACACAGAGUGUUGCUACUUUAGACAAAGUACCACCCACAAAGCCAAGUGCAACUUAUCUGGAUAAAUUAUGGACUCAAAUUGACGUAUUGGAUGAUGUGAAAAAGAUGGCAGAGGAAGUUAGAAGCAAGGGCUCGUUUUUUAAUGACAAUUUCAAUCAGCAAUUGAAGAAACUUAAGGAACUGCAGGAUAAACUAUUGAAUACCAUGUCGACUCAACAAUUUAAUGAUUUUAAUUCCAAAGAACAUCAAAAGCAACAUUUUUAUCAAUUGAAUACUAUAAGCCCGACAGUACACCCUUCUGAUAAUCUAUUUAAAGAAGAUAAAAUACUUCAUGAGGAUGAAGAACAACAAAAGCAGGAACAAAAGAAGCAGGCGAAGCAAGAAAAGAUCAAUUCAUUUUUCAAGUCUGACGAUAAGCAAGAGGACCUAGAGUUUAAAAACCAAACAAUAUACCGUAAAGAGAAUUUUGAGGAGAUAAACCAGUAUGUUGCACAGAUCAAGAAAGAUUUAAAGGGACUUGGGGAGUCUAUGAAAGAAUUUGACGAAUCUACAAGAGAAAUCUGGUAA